GUGAUUUGUCUGCACAGAUUCCUGCUUCCCUUCCACGCAACGUGCCACCAACACGGCGUCCGAAGUUCCUACCGCCGGUUUCCGUUGUUUUUGUGUGUGAAGGUGAUUGAGCAACCGGGCUGUCACAAGAAUAACGGGUGCAGAGUUCAAGAACCAAAGUGACCAACCAAGCCCAACCACACGAACCCACAAUGCUACCAAGUCAAAGAGAUAGAGGGUGAUACGGGGAAGUGAAACAAAGAGAAUCAAGAAACAUGAGUGGUGUGAUCACCUUGCCAUCGUGGAGCAUGAGUUUCUUAAUGCACGGGCCUCUGGCAUGAACAGUCAAGAUAUGACAGAGAUGAGUAUGUGACUGUUGUCUGGGAAAAUAUAAAAGAAGGAAGGAGCAGCUGGGAGGCAGUCAGCAGCACAAAAGUCAAGCCGUCUUCUGACCAUGCCAGCCUGAGUUCACAGGGAGAGAACCAGACAGACUCUUCUCGUGGAAAUGGCACAUCAACAAAUCAAGAUGAUUUAUAGAGUCUGCAACUAAAUGGCUCAGACCUUCCUAAGCUUCAGAUAUGGCCUAACUUCAACCACAUGACUCUGAUGCAGACAGAUGAUAAGGGAACCUGCUUAAACCAACUGUAAGAGAUGCAGCUGACAGACAAAUAGUAAGAAAGAACCAAAAUACAAUUGAAUGUGUUGAAAGGUUUGUGCGUAGCUGCUGGUUCACAGGAGACUUUAUGCCAAAGAAUGUGGAAAUACUCCUGUUACAAAACCAGUUACUCCCCCUGCCUCUUCUGACAAGAUGUAAAACCAUCCAACCAACUUCCCCCUACCAGCAUUCAUAUUGUCAUUUGGAGUCAGGUAAAUCUGCUUUGUAUCAAUGGCAGUAUUUACAGAUUACACUCAGUACAUACAGUAGCUGUGUUCAGCUGUGUUGUAAUUAAUAUGCUUGAUAUUAAUGAGAUCAAUGAUUAUAACUAGGGCUGAAAUCUGUCACUUAAUUUUUAUAUGAAUCAGUUAAUUGACUAGGCUAAAGCUAAUCUACACUUAUCUUUGGUAUUGUGUAUUGUGUUUGAUAAAAAAAAAAACUUUAAUGAUUAAGUAAUUUUCUCUCAACCAACUGAUCCGUUAAUCAACUAACUGUUUGCUUGACAAUUGGGAAACUUUAAUUUUGUCAAGACUGAAACACCUGUUUUAUUUAUCUGUACUAUGUUACAUUUUCUGUGUUUCAUUUUUCAGGUUUUGCGUUGUACAGUCCUGGUUGGUCAGUUCUUUUUUCUGUGUCACAAAUCAGAGUUUUUGAAGGUUUCUUUGUCCCAUAUUAAGUUGUCAUAUAGGUCGCUUGAUUGAUUAUUUCUUAACCUCAGUACUUUCAGAAACCCACUGGUAUUUUGGAGAGAUAAGAAUUCAAUAUAAAUGGCAUUACAUACAUUAGUAGUACUGGUCCCUAUAACUUUCAAUGGUUUGCACUUACAUAAGUACAGCUUUAGCAUUAUAUAAUAUACCAUUCUCUGUUGUAAUCACUCUGUUGGUAUUUUCCCACAGGAGCCAUGCUGACAGCCUCUGUGACCUUGAAAGCUGGAAACCUACUCUUGACACCCUGAAAAUGUCAGUUUUGCUCCGCACAGAUAGAGAAACAGUCUCUUGAGACACUGUUCACAGAGAUUAAUGAUGAGGAGGACCUGGACAUAACAGAAAUAAAUAAAGGUCUGGAUUUAUUUCAGGGUGACAUUAUGAAAGAAAUUAAGAAAAAGACAAGAGUCAAAAGGAAUGCCAUUUUGAAUAGAGAAUGGUUGUGGGACAAUCCUGUUCCUUAUGUAUUUGAAGACAACCUUGAUAUGAACACUAAAGGAGUCAUUCUGCAGGCCUUUGAACAUUUCCGUUUAAAGUCAUGUAUUGAUUUCAAGCCCAGACAGUCUGAAGAGUACUACCUUUCAGUCAGAAAGUAUGAAGGCAGAUGUUAUUCUUAUGUUGGAAAGACUGUUAAAAAUGGCCAAGUUAUUUCCAUUGGUGCAGAAUGUGGAUAUCUUGGAACAGUAGAGCAUGAGUUUCUCCAUGCUUUGGGCUUAUAUCAUGAACAAGCAAGAUAUGACAGAGAUGACUAUGUAACUAUCAUCUGGAAGAACAUCAGAGAUGGAUCCAAGGAAGAUUUUGAGAAAUUAACCCCAAGGACAAGUACAACAUUUAAUGCUCCAUACGACUACUUAUCAGUGAUGCACUACGGCAAAAAAUUCUUUUCUAAAAACUCUGGAAACACAAUUAUCACUAAGCUACCAGAGUUCCAGGACAAAAUUGGCCAGCGAAUGGAAAUGAGCCCUAUUGAUGUGUAUAAGCUGAAUUGCCUUUAUAACUGCAGCACAUCAGUUUCUUUUCUGGAGUAUUGUAGCUUCUCCAGCCUCAAUAUCUGUGGGAUGAAGAGCUGUGGAAAAGGUUCGGCCAAAGGUUGGAAGAGAAUGAGUGUUGCUGCUGGUGGGCCAUUUACUGACCACACCAACCUCAACAAGACAAGGGGUUACUUCAUGCAUGCUGGCACAGCAUCAGGACAGGAGGGAGACUCAGCCUGGCUGGAGACCAAGAGGAUGAGCCCAACAAGGGAGUGUCAUGUCCAGUGUCUCCAGUUCUACUAUUACCAUAGUGGGAGCCCAUCAGACCAGCUCAACAUCUGGAUCAGAGAAUUUCAGAAUGGGAGGAACUCUACAGGAAAUCUCCACCUCAUGGGUCAGAUCACUGGUCAACCAACCUUUGCUUGGCAGUUUCACAAGGUUCCUCUGAAUGCUUCCAAACCUUUCCAGGUUGCAUUUGAGGUGCGUAAAGGAGAUGAAAACUCUACAGGAGGCUUUUCCAUUGAUGACAUCAACUUGUCUGAAUCUGAGUGUCCACAUAAUGUCUGGGAAAUUAAGAACUUUGAGAGGAUUUUGACAACCGCUGACUAUGACAGUUCUCUGCUCAGCCCUCGGUUGUAUUCUACAGAUGGUUAUGCUUACCAGGUGUCAAUUUUUCUGCGAGAAACUUUUUUUGGAGUUUAUUUUCGUUUAAUGUCAGGCAACAAUGAUUCAGCACUGCAGUGGCCUUGCCCAUGGAGGCAGCUGACCUUUAUCAUGCUGGACAAGAAUCCUCAAAUUCAACAGCAGAUGUCCAAACAGAUCAACCUAAUUACUGAUCCAUCAUCAACUGUAUUUGACAACCCCCAUAAAGUGGGAAGAAGAAUUAGACUGAAUGGAGAGUCCGUGUACGCAAACCCAUUCAUUGGAGUCAACUCAUUUCUCCUCCUGGAGCAAAUUAAGAACAGAGACUUCCUGAAGGGAAGCACUGCUGUCUUCCUCUUUUCAAUGACAGAUAUCUCCAGUCUACAACAUAAAAGCACUCUGCCUUGUCCAAAACUUCCACCAAGAACAUUUAUAACCACCUACCCAAACAACUAUGACAAAGAACCAUGUGGCACAGGAAGUGUUCAAAACCAGUUUGUUAUGCAAGUGGGCUGUCAUCUCCGCUUAAAACUCUCCUGUUACAGCCACAGCUUCUCAUGUGCAGUUGAGGAAAAGACAGGGUGGCAGAAGUGUGGUUCAAGAUACACUACAAAGAUGAAAAGCUACGUAUUUCUUGUGGUGAUCUUGGCAGCUUCCUCGGCACUCUCCCUAAGACCAAAUGGACCAGAGGUAGUGGACAUUGGUGUAGAAAAGGACAUUACAGAGGCAAACAAAGAUUCAGUGCAUGAUGAUAUUGUGGAGCCUCAGAACAUACAAAGGAGUGCCAUCCCUGAUGGGGACGGGCUGUGGACGUCCCCUGUCCCAUAUGUUUUGGAUAAAGGCCUUGAGAUCAACGCAAAAGGAGUCAUCCUGAAAUCCUUUGACCAGUUCAGGUUGAAGUCAUGCAUUGACUUCAAACUAAGAGACUCUGAGAAAUAUUAUAUUAAUGUCCAAAAGUUAGACGGAUGUUACUCAUAUAUUGGGCAAGUAUUCAGCAACGGACAGGACCUCUCUAUUGGCAGUUACUGUGAUGAGAUCUCCACUGUUGAACAUGAGUUUCUCCACGCUCUUGGCUUCUACCAUGAACAGUCCAGACCUGACAGAGAUGACUAUGUGACCAUUGCAUUUGAGAACAUCCUGUCAGGUUAUGAGAAUAAUUUUAAAAAAGUCAGCAGUGAAUCCUCUACCACUCAUGGAGUCGCAUACGACUAUUGGUCAGUGAUGCACUAUAGCAAAGAUGCAUUCAGUAAUGGCAAUGGAUCCACAGUUAUCACCAAAGACCCAAAAUUCCAGGAUGUGAUUGGUCAAAGACAGGAAAUGAGUCCCAGUGAUGUUCUGGAACUGAACCUCCGCUAUAAAUGCAACUCAACCAUUGCAUUUAAGAUGUACUGCGGUUUUUCUAAUGGGACCAUGUGUCACAUGAACCGCUGUUCACAGAAUGGCAUUGGCUGGGAAAUAGUAUCACAUGCUUACGGGGGUCCUAGCUCUGACCACACUGGCCUACCCACUGGCAGUAGUCAUCAGGGUCAUGCAGGUUACUUCAUGCAUGCUAGCACAAGAUCAGGUAAGGAGGGAGACUCAGCUUGGCUGGAGACCCACAGGAUGAGUUCCAAUAGGGAGUGUCGUGUCCAUUGUCUCCAGUUCUACUAUUACCACAAUGGGAGCGAGUCUGACGAACUUCACAUCUGGAUCAGAGAGUUUCGAGAUGAACAGGAUGUUAAAGGAACCCUCCGUCUCGUGGGAUAUAUCGCUGGCCCACCAACGUCUCACUGGCAGCUCAAACACGUUUCCCUGAACACCACCAAGCACUUCCAGGUGGAGUUUGAGGUUCGUAAAGGAACAGGAAGCUCUUCAGGCGGCUUCUCAAUUGAUGACAUCAAUCUGUCUGAGAUCGAGUGUCCACAUGUUACCAUACAGCUUAAUGAUUUUGAGAAGCUUUUGAGCACCAGUAGUUUUGGAACCACAAUAUACAGCCCACGACAGUACUCUAGCGGGGGCUAUUCUUACCGGGUAGCAGUAGUACUGUACCAAAGUUUUGUCGGACUGUUUGUACAAUUUCUGUCUGGCAAAUAUGAUGACCAGCUGGAGUGGCCUUGCCCCCAAAGGCAGGUGACUUUCCAAUUGCUGGAUCAGACGCCCAACAUCCAGCACCACAUGACAAAACAAAGGAGUAUCACCACGGACCCAACCCACACCAGCCCUCAGGGUUACUUUUAUUGGGAUGACCCUCGUGAGAUUGGAACCUCCUUCGUGGAUGAGAAUAAUCAGACUGUGUAUGCCGGACCUUUGCUUGGCAGAGUCUAUUUUGCGACUUUUGAAGAAAUUAAAUCCAGAGACUUCCUCAAGGGAGGGAGUGCCAUUUUUGCCUUCAACUUCCAAGAUCUCACUCCCCUAGUCAAUGGAAGUGCUCUACCAUGUCCUCACGUGCCACCAGUGACUAUGGGACAUCCUCCAAAAGAAAUGGAUGAUGGCCCAUGCUCAUCACGGAUCUUACCCACCACCCUUCCACCUCCACCCCCUCAAACAACAGAUGACAACAGCAUUUUUGGCUUCUCUCCUGCUAUGGUGGCUUCCCCAGUCCUCACCCUGCUGCUGGCACUGAUGCUUCUGAUACCAUGAUGUGCAUCUCCUCUCAUUCAUAUCUCACUUCUACACAUGGAGGACCAGCAAAUUUGCCACUGGCUGAUUCAGUAAUUCAGCUGAGUAGUUCAGCCUGUGGCUAAUUUUCAUUUUAAAUAUCUUUGUCAUUGUUUCUUUGGUUAUAUAACUGGCUAAUUAAAAGAGAAGGCUGCAGUGGGUACUGAACAGUCGGGAGACACUGAUCAGGGAUUGGCAGCUAUUCUGUAUGACUGGGAAUUUCAGACCUGUCCCUUGGUGCUGAGUCAGUCAAUAAGUGAGAAUUGAAGAAAUGUCUGUAACACAAUAAUUUUCUUUUGGUGGUGGUGGGAUUGGUUGUGCUUGAAAAUAUGUUCAGUGGUCUGUGGGAUUCUUUGAAACUAAUAAAUAAUUUUGUGUCUACAA
Lates calcarifer (barramundi perch) is the source of this 5972-nucleotide messenger RNA. RefSeq lists its product as uncharacterized. Gene Ontology annotation, cellular component: membrane. The record is from RefSeq and is a predicted model, not a curated record. The coding region runs from base 1719 to 5570 and encodes 1283 amino acids. Lineage: Eukaryota; Metazoa; Chordata; Actinopteri; Centropomidae. Gene Ontology annotation, molecular function: protein binding; metalloendopeptidase activity; zinc ion binding. The transcript is spliced from 34 exons. Gene Ontology annotation, biological process: proteolysis.